AUGGGAAUCAAAGGCUUGACGAAGCUGCUUAGCGACCACGCCCCCGGGUGCAUGCGGGAGCAGAAGUUCGAGAGCUACCUCGACCGGAAGGUCGCCAUCGACGCGUCGAUGCACAUCUACCAGUUCAUGAUGGUCAUCGGGCGACAGGGCGACCAGACGCUGACGAACGACGCGGGCGAGGUGACGUCCCACCUUCAAGGGAUGUUCAUGCGCACGUGCCGGAUGUUAGAAGCCGGGAUCAAGCCCGUGUACGUGUUCGACGGGAAGCCGCCGACGAUGAAAGGCGGCGAGCUCGCGAAGCGAAAGGACAAGCGCGACGAAGCCGAAGCCGCGCUCGCUAAAGCGAAAGAAGCCGGCGACCAGGAAGAGAUCGAGAAGAUGUCCAAGCGCACUGUGCGCGUGACGAGGCAGCAGUCCCAGGAGGUCAUGCAGCUCGCGCGUUUGAUGGGCCUCCCCGUGUUCGAAGCCCCGUGCGAGGCGGAGGCGUCCUGCGCGGCGCUGUGCAAAGCCGGGUUGGUGUACGCCGCGGCGUCAGAGGACAUGGACACGCUCUGCUUCGCGUGCCCGAAGCUCGCGAGGAACUUGAUGUCCCCGGCGUCGCAAGGGAAGCCGAUCUUGGAGUUCGACUACGAAAAGAUCCUCACCGAGCUCGAUAUGACGUGGGAGCAGUUCAUCGACGUGUGCAUCUUGUGCGGGUGCGAUUACUGCGACAGCAUCAAAGGCGUCGGGCCGGUGAAAGCGGUGUCGCUCAUCAAGAAGCACGGGAACAUCGAGACGCUGCUGCAACACCUGGACACGGAGAAGUACCCGGUCCCCGAAGACUGGCCGUACAAAGAAGCCCGAGAGCUCUUCAAGCACCCGGACGUCGUGAACACGGACGGUCUAGAGCUGAAGUGGACGGCGCCGGACGAGGAAGGCAUCGUCGCGUUUCUCGUCGGGGAGAAGCAGUUCGGGGAGGAGCGCGUGCGGAAUACGUUGAAGAAGCUCAAGGCGGCGAAGGGGAAGAGCAGCCAGAACAGACUCGAGUCGUUCUUCGGCGCGGUGACCGUGAAGUCCUCGACGACCGGGAAGAGGAAGGAG
Micromonas pusilla CCMP1545 is the source of this 1080-nucleotide messenger RNA. RefSeq lists its product as uncharacterized. NCBI's taxonomy places the organism in Eukaryota, Viridiplantae, Chlorophyta, Mamiellophyceae, Mamiellales, Mamiellaceae. The transcript has a single exon. The annotation marks the transcript as partial. The record is from RefSeq and is a predicted model, not a curated record. Gene Ontology annotation, molecular function: 5'-flap endonuclease activity; 5'-3' exonuclease activity; DNA binding.